UGCGCCUCGUCACGCCCACUCCCUGGGCUUUGAAUGAUCAGGAAAGGAGGUGUGAAACAGAAACCCUGGAGCGUUACAACAGACUACUGACGUGAUCGAGGAGGAAUGGGCUGCACUAGUUUUUCCAAAUAAUCAUCGCGGUCAUGCAUUACUGUUGCUGGUUGCAUAGGGGUGACGGGCUGUGUGUGUUUGGACGUGGGGAGUAGGAGACAACCUGUGAAAUGGCUCCACGUGCUUCAGUCCCGACGCUGUGGCUGCUGAUCGUCAUAAUGGUCUUGUCCGCGAGAGCGCUUGAGAUGAUUGGCAGAGACGAACCUGACCUCACCUGCAGCGAGGGUUUAACCGACUGCAACGUGAGCUCAGACUCUUUAUUUGCUGCUGCCCCACCUGAUCCUGACGAUACAACAAAUGUUACUCAUGUGCAGCCUGAAGUAUUUCUGUGCUGUCCUUCUGUACGAGACUGUAAACCCUGCCUGCAAAUCAUCAUCACAGUCCAAAUUGCAGAGGAUGAUAACACAAAGGAGUUUUCUGGGGCAUCUGGUCAAACUGAUGAAGACGUCUUGAACACAGGUCAGUUUGUGGAUCCAGAGCCAAGAGCUUCAGUUAAAGUGUGUCACAGCUCCCCAGGAUCUCAUGAGUUUUGCAAGACACUUGAGUUUACACCAAAAUAUUCUAGUUCAGACCAAGCAUCAGAGCAGCACACACUCAAGCUGCUGCUGAAAAACAACGUGACGUUUGGCAGUCUUGUUGUUGUCAAUGCAUUUUCAUACCUCAAGGGAAUAGUCCGCAUUCAAAAGAUUACGAUCCCAUCUCUUGAACAAGUUUGCUCCACGAAACUCGAGUGGGCUGUCAAGGACUGUAAUGCUCCCAGAAUCCGAGCAGAGAUUGAUUUUAAGAGGAAUGAGUUCCUUCUUCGACUUGAAGAUAACACCAAUGGCUCACAAGAUCAGGUCAUGUUUCACAUGGUUUUGAAUAACGUAUCUGGAGAGGAUCUUGAAUGGCCUGCAGAUAAGAGAGCAGUUGCCAUUCCCUCACACUUUGUCGCACCAUGCCUGUGCUUUGAGGUAUGGUGGAAGGGGAAAGAGCUCCGAAGAGAAUUAUGUCCUUUCAGAGACAAACAAGAUGCCCUGGAGAAAAUGCAGCAGAAUGUGUCACUGUCUAUGGUUGAGUCUCAGAUGAGGGAAGGUGGCACGGGGCAGAGCUGGAAUGUGACUGCCCCCUGCAGGCUAGAAGGAGAGGUGUGGUUGUGCAAGAAGGACCCAGCAGGAGACCGGUGCAAGGAAGUUAAGGGAUUCAGACAGAGACUGCAAAACCAUGAACAUGCAGGCUGGAGGGCAACUCGCAAGGAACACUGGAAAACAGGAGAGUUCAACCUAUCGUCACAUCCUCUGCUUUGCAUUCAGUUAAAGAUCCAUGGGAUGAAGUCAUACUUUGAGCCCCAUUGUCCCUUUACAAAGUCUCGAUGGAGAUGGAGCCUACCACUUUUUGUUGCAUUGUUACUUAUUUGUGUCACCAUGCUAGGAGCCUAUUUCAUACAAGGGGUCUUAAGAGGCUACAUGUGGAGGUGGUUGAAAGAAGAGGAUGUGAAAGGCGCUGUGGGUGGUGGUCACGUGGUGUUGCUGUACUCACCGGAUGACAACCAAGCUUUGCCAGAGCUGAUGAGUCACCUGGGCUCGUCCCUCCAGACCCUGGGCUUCAGCGUGUCUUUGGACAUGUGGAGUCAGACUGAGCUUGGUGCAUUGGGUCCUGUGCCCUGGCUUCACUCAAGGCUUGACCGACUGAAAAGGCAGGGGGGAAAAGUGGUCCUGGUCCUCACACAGACAGCCUGGAUCAGGGCUGAGGAAUGGGGAGCUCGUAGUUGGGAGAAAAAAACUCCCGUGAACAGUGAAAUGAAAGAGGAGGAAGAACGACACAACACCACUUCCUCUCACUGUGUAGAUGUCUUUACUGCAUCUCUGAGCUGUAUUCUGGCAGACUAUUUACAGGGCCAUGCUGGUGAGCGGUUCAUGUUGGUGCAGUUUGAAUCACUUCCUCCUGAGCCCCCAGGUGGGUUCAGGCCACUUCCAGAACUUUUCCGUGGUCUUCACCUCUACAGCCUCCCCUCUCAGAGCCUGGGGUUUCUGACUGAAGUGGCAGGGUCUCGGCCAAUGGCUACAGCAUCAGCAAGACGUAGAAGGGCAGGGGGUCUCAGGAUGGCCUCCCGAGCGCUGGCACAAAGGUUGUCAGGGUUCACAGCAGGGACUUCUAUGUUACCUCUGGCAGGAGUGUCUCAGGGUUGUGUUGGAGUUGGGAUUGGAGACUCUGCAGAGACAGUACCUUUGAAACCAUGUCUCAUUACACCUCCCUACAGUCCUGACUCGAGCCAGAAAGGCAGUAAAACAGAUUGGGUCUGACAGCAAGACAGGAUGGCUCACUUUGCUGGACUUGAAGAGCCAGUAAUGAGUUUAGAAUAUUUUAGAUAACUCAAUAUCAUCUUGUAGCCAACGAUCUGGGUCCAAGGGCUGUUUUCUAUUUUUUUUUUAUAUUUCAGGAAAGAAGAAAAAGUAUGUUGUUUUUAAAAUAAAAGUAAGCUGGCUUGUUACAGCUGGAGCUCUAGGAAACAAACCCGCACAUUAAAACCACACACUACUUCAAAAACUUAAUUCAAGGAAUGACACGGUUAGAUAAACAAGUUGGUUACCUUGGUUGUCUCCACUCCUUUGACCAAACACUAUUAUUUAAGAUGUUUUAAGUUUAUAAAACUAUCAAUUUUUUAUUAGACAAAAUUACUAAAGUUUGAAAAAGAGCAUGCAGAUGCUUUGUAUUAAAUUAAUCCUUCUGUUACAAGCUGUCUUCGUAGUAUUCCCUUUUUUAAAUAUGAUCAUAAUAACAUUAUUUUAUUCAUUAUAACAAUAGAUAAUAACUGUAUUCUCCGUUUUUACUGAAGUACUUUAUAUUCUUAUUUGUGUUUGCGAUUAUGUUUUUACACAUUUAAUACCUCAUCUUGAAAUACGUAUGUUGUCAUGUUUUUCUCAUGUAUGCUGGGUGUUUAUUUUCUGCAUUUAAAUUUUGUGUUUUAUGAAAUAUAACCUACUUUAAAAAAAUGUAGUCUUUGACUUUGGAAUAGACUUUGAAAAGUAAAAAUGAAUCUAAACACAAAACCAUCCAUUUUUGUUUUGUAUUAUAGGUUGUUCAAAUCCUUUCUAAAUUCAUUUGAACUGCUUAUUACAGUCAAUUAAAGUUACAAAUGCUAAUUGUUAAAUGUCCUAGUACAAGAUCUGUACAUGUCUCUACACUAAAAAUGAUAUUAGCUGAACAAUUAGUUGUUUUGACAUAUAAUAUCUAGACUGGGUAUAGAUUAAAUACAGAGGGUACGGUAAGUAUUCAGACCCCUUCACUUUUUCUGCAUUUUGUUAUGUUACAGCCUUGUUCCAAAAUUGAUUAAAUUAUUUUUUUCCCUCAACAUUCCCCCUCGCAAUACUCCAUAAUGACAAAGUGUUCAGGUUCAGUUUUACAGGGGCACUGGCCCCUGUUGACCCCUCCCCAGAUGCUUCAGUUUGUAGAUGCUUUGAUUGAUGACUUUUGUUCUGAAACUCAUGAUGUGUUGUUUGUCUGUAACGUUUCUGAAAUGUGCUGCUGCUGAUCUUGGCCAGGACACACUUGAAAAAUGUAUUUUUAAUCUCAAUGUGGUUUUCUCCUGGUU
This is a messenger RNA of Notolabrus celidotus (New Zealand spotty), 3682 nucleotides long. RefSeq names its product interleukin-17 receptor C. The coding region runs from base 222 to 2393 and encodes 723 amino acids. The transcript has 16 exons. NCBI's taxonomy places the organism in Eukaryota, Metazoa, Chordata, Actinopteri, Labriformes, Labridae. Gene Ontology annotation, molecular function: interleukin-17 receptor activity. The record is from RefSeq and is a predicted model, not a curated record.